This is a messenger RNA of Phialemonium atrogriseum, 1645 nucleotides long. RefSeq names its product kinase-like domain-containing protein. Bases 222 to 1544 code for a protein of 440 amino acids. Gene Ontology annotation, molecular function: calmodulin binding; calcium/calmodulin-dependent protein kinase activity; ATP binding. The record is from RefSeq and is a predicted model, not a curated record. Gene Ontology annotation, biological process: protein phosphorylation; cellular response to oxidative stress. The transcript has 2 exons. NCBI's taxonomy places the organism in Eukaryota, Fungi, Ascomycota, Sordariomycetes, Cephalothecales, Cephalothecaceae.
GCUGACACCCUUGACUUUCCAACCCAAAACUCGAGAUAUCAGUAUCUUCUCCUGGCCUCAGUAUCUCUAUAGUUGCGUGUUUUAUUCUUGCUAGUUUGAUACCCGCCCAAGAAGUACGCCAGCGGGGAGAGAGACUUCGAAUCGCCCAAUUGUUUGUCCCUGCAUAUAUCACCAUAAAAUCUGCAGCACUAAAAUCGCUUCGCCUCGUACCUCUCGCCACCAUGACUACAGCACCCGCCGGCGAGCAGCCCCAGGCUCCGAUCCAACCAUGCAGAUACAAAGUCGGCAAAACAUUGGGCGCUGGGUCGUACUCGGUCGUGAAGGAGUGCGUCCACAUCGAUACUGGUCGCUACUAUGCUGCCAAGGUCAUCAACAAGAGACUGAUGGCGGGUAGGGAGCAUAUGGUGCGAAACGAAAUCGCCGUCCUUAAGAAGGUGUCAAUGGGCCACCAGAACAUCCUCACCCUCGUCGACUACUUCGAAACGAUGAACAACCUCUAUCUAGUCACCGACCUUGCGCUUGGUGGCGAGCUUUUCGAUCGCAUCUGCCGCAAAGGCUCAUACUACGAAUCGGACGCUGCCGACCUGAUCCGCGCGACUCUGUCGGCUGUUGCAUAUCUACAUGACCAUGGCAUCGUACACCGUGAUCUCAAGCCCGAGAAUCUACUCUUCCGCACCCCCGAAGACAAUGCCGACCUCCUUAUCGCCGACUUUGGCCUGUCGCGCAUCAUGGACGAGGAGCAGUUCCAUGUGCUGACAACCACCUGCGGCACCCCGGGCUACAUGGCCCCCGAGAUCUUCAAAAAGACCGGCCACGGCAAACCCGUGGACCUCUGGGCACUGGGCGUGAUCACAUACUUCCUACUCUGUGGCUACACGCCCUUCGACCGGGAUACAGACUUUGAGGAGAUGCAGGCCAUCCUCAAUGCCGACUACAGCUUCACCCCGAUCGAGUACUGGCGGGGCGUGUCGGACAGCGCCAAGGACUUCAUCAGGCGGUGCCUGACCAUCGACCCCAGCAAGCGCAUGACGGCGCACGAGGCGCUCCAGCACCCGUUCGUGGCGAGCUGGGCAAAGAGCCCGGCCGACGGCGACAAGGGCCAGAACCUCCUGCCGACGGUCAAGAAGAACUUCAACGCGCGCCGCACCCUGCACGCGGCCAUCGACACGGUGCGCGCCAUCAACAAGCUGCGCGAGGGCCAGUUCAUGAACGGCGCCUCCAGCCGCGAGCCCAAGCGUAACAAGGACGCCGGCAACAACAACAACAACAACGCCAGCCCCAGCAGCAGGCUGGCUGGCGCCGGCGAUGCGACACUCGCGUCGUCGACGGCGGCCCGCAAGGACGAUGGCGGCGGCGGCGGCGGUCUGGCCAAGGACAGCGGAUAUGCGACGCAGCCCGAGACGGACGCGAGCGGGGAUGUCGCUAUGGGCGAUGCCCCGCCGCCGGUCCCGGCCAGCUUGCGGCCUGGCUCCGAGGCAAACCGGGUUGUGGAGACGAGUAAGGGCCUGUGGAGCGGCGGCGGCGGCGGUGGAAGUCGGCGGUAGCACAGAGUCGACGGCAUUGGCGGCGAGGGGGGAGUUGCCAGGCGGGCAGUUGGAUGAGACACAUUCAAGGCAGAGUUCAUUUGAUAUCGAGAAUGGCGAUU